GUGAACUUGAGAAAUCGAUGGAGUUUACUCAAAAGAAUUGUAUCCUCAUUCUGGAAACGUUGGCAAUUGGAGUAUGUAUCUAGCUUGCAAACCUGAACAACAUUGUACAGAAAACAUAGAAAUGUUAACAUUGGACAUAUGGCUCUCUUAAAGGAAAGUAACCUACUCCCUCUUCACUGGAGGCUUGGUCGAAUAUCGAAGAUAUUCCCUGGACAGGAUGUAAUUGUGAGAGUGGUGGAGGUACAGACUGCAAAAGGAAGUCUAACUAGGGCUGUCAAUAGGGCAUGUCUCCUCCCUAUGGAUGAAGAUUAGGCCUUAUUGAAGGGAACUUCAAUAAGUUUAGUGGUUAGUUUUUUGUUUGUUUCUUAUUUUACAUGUGGGAAAGGUCCCCAAGUUGCUUUGUUUCUUGUUUCUAUCCAUAUUGGUUGUAUAUAGUCAUUAUUUCUUGUCCCAUCCUCUCCUUUCCGUGGGCCUCCUACUCCUUUUUCUAUAAGUCUCCUCAAGGGCCCCUGAGGAGUGAAGAUAUUUUCCUUUUUUUUCCUAGUUUCCCUAGUAGGGUUCGUUAUUGGUAGUUUUUUUUUUUUUUGUUAUUGGGAGUUCUUCCAAGGUGGGCGGAAUGUUUGGACAUUAUAUCUAUGUUGCUCUGUUGUCUGGCGUUGUGUGGUAGAGGGGGCAAUUGAACGGUGAUGAGCAAAGCAUAAUCGCGGCCAGAUGCCGAUUGACAGCCAAUCAAACAGCUCACAUUCGUAAUGUCGAUUUUUGCAAAGUGAUCUAUUGAUUAUUUAUUGUGAUUUAUUACAAGUGUCGUCUUGUCUUGUAUCGUGAUCUGGACCCAGGAUUCUGGAAGCAAGGAGGAUUUGGACAUGAAGGAAUAUGGCGAUGAAUUCAUCCAGGGACAGGAAUUUGUGUGCUCUACUCUGGAAAAAUAGCAGAGGUUCGCCACCCAACAAACUGGAUAAUCAAAGUUGCCACAUAUUCCAUGAGGUCUGUAACGAGAUGUCCAUGGGAAUUCAUGUCAGUUUGAGUUGGAACAUUACCUCGCAUUGUUGUGGACAACUUAUCAAAUAUUUACUAGGAGGUGUCUUCAGUGGAUUGGUGGUGCUAGCCAUCGGCGGUUUGGGCUGUCCCUCAGAUUGGUGGAUGGCAUCCUCCAGCUCCUCUCUGUGUUCGGUGAGAUACGAGUUGGCUCCAACAUGGACAUGCUGAGUAUUGAAGGGGCGGCGUGUGGAGGUGAGGUUGUCGGUACAUCCUGGAGAUCGAUCUGGGUGGACGAAUGCUGCCCCAGAUUAUUGGUGUUGAAGCCCAUGGAGGAUAUGCUGCCGGGCUCGCGACCUCUUGGGGUCUCCACCUCAUCGUCUACUCGAGUGGGAGUGCUGGAAGGAGUGUCAUCAACUGUUGCCGCAUCCGUCUGUGCGCUGGGUCCUGAGGGUAGUGCGACUGGGUAUGAGACAUCCAAAUUUGGGUUGGAGUCUUCCAUGGUGAAGUGAUAAAUUCAUGGAUGAUGGUAGGGAAGUUCGAGCAGCAGUUCGGUAAUAUGUGGGCGGACAAGUGGAUCGGUGCUGAUUUGCUUGAACUGAUCUAAGUGAUGAGAUGUGUGAACAACAAAUAUUUAUCACAAUGAUUAGUGCCACGAGAUGAUUAGAGAAUAAUUCAGUGUACGUUGACCUUCAAUUGUUCGAGGUAAAACACAUAAAACAGUGAGAAAUUAACAAUAAAAAACAACAUAUAAGACAAAACAUAUAACGAUUUCCUGUGAGGUACGAUAUAAAACCUUCUUGUUUUAUAAUUUUCAUGUGGUUUAGUCCACAUACAAAAUUGAUCUGUUC
Molecule: messenger RNA, 1826 nt
Organism: Nilaparvata lugens (brown planthopper)
Lineage: Eukaryota; Metazoa; Arthropoda; Insecta; Hemiptera; Delphacidae
Exons: 5
Coding region: 874-1206 (110 amino acids)
Source: RefSeq, a predicted model, not a curated record